AUGGCAUUGCUCGAGUCGGUCGAUGAGCAAACUCUGGCCAUUCUAGGUGACUGUGAUCGCUAUGAUGAUCAGGUUUUACAGCUCAGAUUGCAAAAAGUAGCCCGUAAUUUUCAAGUGCUCCAAAAGCAAAUAGCCUCGGCAGAUUCAGCCGCUCAAGCCAGACACGCCGAUCAGCUUUUGGAUUUCCAGGACCGACUAGCUUCGGUCCAGCUUGUUAUCCGUCGGAAGGCCGCCGACAAGGUAUCAAAGAAUGCAGAGACACCGAGCGAAUCGUCCCUUGGCAGCAGUGAGAAGCAGGGGCUCCUCGAUGAACUAAAUAGUCUCCCUGUUCCCGACGGACUUCGGCACCGGGGACAAAAGAUGUCCAACGCAGAUCAUUUGGCAGUUCAAGAUACGAUGCAGCAGGAAUUGAGCGAAAACAUUCUGGAAAUGGUUCGCGACAUCCGCAAAAACGCCGAAAUCUUCUCCGAGAAACUCGCCGCCGAUUCUGGGGUCGUCGACGCCACAGGCGAUGCCUUGAACAAGGCCACUUCCAAGAUGGAUUCGGUCGGAAGCAAACUGAACAAAUAUCGCAAAACGAGUGCAUUAGGUUUUUGGUUCUAUGUAAAGGCCACACUGUUUAUCGUUGGCGCCCUCAUAGGGGGUAUGCUGCUGGUUCAGCUGAUGCCCAAAUGGUAG
This is a messenger RNA of Wickerhamiella sorbophila, 678 nucleotides long. Its product is annotated as Protein transport protein use1. Lineage: Eukaryota; Fungi; Ascomycota; Dipodascomycetes; Dipodascales; Trichomonascaceae. Gene Ontology annotation, cellular component: SNARE complex; endoplasmic reticulum. Bases 1 to 678 code for a protein of 225 amino acids. The transcript has a single exon. Gene Ontology annotation, molecular function: SNAP receptor activity. The record is from RefSeq and is a predicted model, not a curated record. Gene Ontology annotation, biological process: retrograde vesicle-mediated transport, Golgi to endoplasmic reticulum.